UCGCGCCUCCCGUCUCGCGAGAGCUGCGCCCGGAAGCGGCGCUGAGGGCGCGUCCGCCAUGGCGGCCCCGCGGGUGCGGCCGCUGCUCCCGGUGCUGCUCCCGGUGCUGCUGCUGCUGCUGCUGGGGCUCUGCGCCGCCGAGCCCGUGCAAACCGAGACCAACGGGGACCGAACGGACACCGAAGGGAGAUCUUCCACCGUGCCCGAGGGAACCGGAGCGGCUGGCAGCACGUUCCCAGGGAACGGGAACCAGCAGGACAGCAAUGACUCCAACGGCAGCGACCCCAAAACUGACACGAACAGCACGACCAGCGUGGAUGAGAAAGGCAGCGAGCAGCAGAACAACAGCGUCACUGGAAACGGCGGCGACGACAAGGGGAAGAAGGAAAAGGAUUCAGAGAAAGGCAGCAGCGCGGGGUCUGGCCAGGACGGCAAUGGUGCAGGUGGCAGUGGUGGAAACAGCGGUGCAGGAGGGGGGGGACAAGGAGAUAAAAGCCAGACAAGCAGCAGUGGUGGCCCAGGCAACACGGGCAGUGGUGGCCAGGACAGCACUGGAGACAACGGCAACUCAAACAGUGGCACUGGUGGCAGCCAGAACAGCAACAACAAUGAUCAGAGCAGUGUCAGCCAGAACGGCCAGGGUGGCGACCAGCCAGGGGCCACCGAGAACGGGGACAGCGAUGGCGAGGAGGGCAACGGCACAAGUGGCAGCAACAACCAGGGCAGCACCAACCAGAACCAGAGCAACAACCAGAACCAGGGCACCAACCAGAACCAGGGCACCAACCAGAACCAGGGCAGCACCAACCAGGGCAGCAAGGACAAGGACGGCAAGGAGAGUGACAGCACAAAUGGCAGCAACACCCCAGACAACACCAACCAGGACCAGGGCAGCACCAAGGAGGGCAGCAAUAGCAAGGACAGCAAGAGCACAAAUGCCAACGACACCCCAGACAACACCAGCAAGGACCAGAGCAACAACCAGGCCCAGGGCAGCACCCAGAGCGGCACCGAGCAGGGCAGCAGUGACAGGGACAGCCACGGGCACACCAGCGGGGCCACCAGCCAAGGCAGCAGCGGUGGGCAGCAGGCCCAGGCUGAGAGCCAGGGCAGUGCUGCUGAGCAGCAGCCUGACAGCCAGGACAGCCCCAAGAACUCGCAGGAGGAGCAGAGCCCUGUGUCACACGCAGCUCCCUCGGACGACAGCUUUGUGGAAAACGAAGAGAACGCCGAGGAGGAUGUGGCCAAGGCUGAGGAGGGCAGUGACAGCUCCUUGGAGCAGGACAGGGAGAGGAAUGCUCCCUCCCUGCCCAGGGCCCGCUCGGAGAGCAGCCACUUCUUUGCCUACCUGGUGACCACGGCGGUCGUGGUGGCAGCCCUGUACGUGGCCUACCACAACAAGCGCAAGAUCAUUGCUUUUGCUCUGGAAGGAAAAAGGUCAAAAACCGGUCGACGGCCCAAAUCUGGUGAUUAUCAGAGACUGGACCAAAAGAUCUAGAUUCCUCCUCCUCAGAUGGUGACGGGGAUGCAGUGCUGCCACAGCUGGAUUCCAGUCCAUGGGAAGGAGGGGAAACGCUUUUUGUUUUGCACCUGCACCUUGAUAAAACCUCUCACUUCCCUAAAUUGCUCCUUUCCCAGCUGCCUUGUUUUCCCCCGGGUGUCUGGCUGCUGGAAGAGCCAGACCCAGGAUUUCUGUGUCCCAGUGCAAUGGAAUUUGCCAUCUGCUGGACUGACCCCUCCUUUUGGGGGGGAAUUAAGGAUCUGCUGCACAAUGAGCCACGGGACUGUCCCUUGCCCGGGAACGAAGCUGCCUUGGCCUCCUCCUGCCCCUCCUUGUCCAUCUGCUGGGUUGGGAUGCUCAGGUUGGGAGCAAGUGAGUUCUCUUGCGCUUGUUUGGAACUGACCCAGCACGGAUUUGGAUUUGAGUUUUUUCUCCCUGAUCAGUUUUCCAGUUUCACACCCAGAUUCCCUUUUUCACACACGCCUUUGGCCAUGCUGAAGCAGUUUUUGUAGCUCAAACCCCUCGUGCUCCAUGCAGGUCUUUUCCCUCCCAGUCCUCCCAGUCUGCACAGGGCGUGUUGGUGGUGGUGUGGAGGAGGGGGUCAGGCUGGGGGAGCUCCAUGCCCUGUUGGGGUCAGGGAUUCGGAUGGGAAGAUUGCUUCCUCCCCUUGUCAGGAAGGAAGGAAUGUAAAUCCCUGAGGAGUUUGGGAUGAGGGAAGCUCCCAGUCCCUCCAGUUGUGCUGGACUGGCACUGGUCAGACCAAGGGGUUGGUGCCCCAUUACACCUGUGAGGUGGUUUUUCAUUCCUGCAGUUCUACUCCCCAGAGGUUUCUAAAGGCUGGGAUGUUUCUGGAGAGGGCACAGAGUACCUGCUUGGCUCCUGCUUUGGAUUUUUUCCAGAAAAAAAAAGGAUUCGAGGGACCCAGAGCUCCUCACGAGGGCACCCAGCUGUGCCAGGCCUGUGCCAGUCCUGCACUCACCAACUGACUGCACGGGAAGAGUCCCAGGAUGGUUAAAUUCCCUCCUGGGGGCUUUUUCCUGGCAUUCCCAGGCUUGGGAGCAAUCAGCUUCUUGCCCUGUGGUCACCUUGGACACGGGCAGAGCCAUUCCCUGUCACUGUGAAAGCUCAGCUCUGGUUUUGGUUUCCUAACGGUUCAUUCCGAGAGGGGAGGGAGGGCUUGGCCUUCUCCAAACCCUAAAGCCAUCCUUUCCCUUUUUGCUGGCUCUUGGCAAGCGUGAGAGUCCCUCCUGGCUUUAAAGAGUCCUCAGAGUUUCCUUAGGAAACAUCUAGGAUGCUAAAAGGACUUCCAGGAGUUGUUCUGGAGAGCAGGAGGGUGGAGGGAAGGGAAAUAGGGCCGGGAAAAAGGGUGGGAAGCUCCUGCACCAAACCACCCUGCUCCCUGUGGGAUCAGCCAGGCUGGGGGGCUGCUUUAGGCUUGGGGAGGGGGACACUGGCUUUUUGGACUCGGCAGGGAGACAAAGCCUAUCCCAGUGUGUGGAAUUCCGUGUGCUCCUGGGCUGCUCUGGUCAGGGUUUUUGGAGUGCGUGUGCUUUUUGGAGUGUGAGUGCUCUACGCUUGCUUUGUCCUGGUUUGUGGGGUUUUAUAAAUGAAUAAUAAUUGAGAAAGGCUUUUUAUUUUUUCACCAUCUACUUACUUUUCUGUCCUGGGAGCUGUUUCAAGCCCUCUCUUGCUGCAGGCUGUGGGAAUCCCGCCCUGCUGCCAGCAGGGGAGGGAAUAUUUUGGACCUCAAACAGCUGGAUCCCAGGCUGAGCCAAGCAUUCCUUUGGGUGAGGAGGACACACCUCUCGGGUCUGGGGAGAGGCAGCUCUCACAGCAGGCUGAAUUGCAGGGUUUUCACCCCAAUUCUCCCCACCAGCACUUCCCGAGGCUGGUGUGUUCUGCCAACAGUCUGGGCUGCCCCAAACCUCGGGGGAUUGCUCCCAGUUCAUUGAGAUUUAUGGUGGUUUUGCAACGUGUUCCCAAGGGAUCAAGGUGCACAGAACCUUUUCCCUUUGGACACGUGUUUUCCAUGGAUGGUGUCUGUUGGUACAGAGGGUUUUUUGCCAAAUAUUCCUAUUUUUUAGGCUUGAAUCAGCACAUGAUUUGUUUUCUGCUGCAGUGAAAUGCACCUUGCUUGGAAGGAUCAGAAUUUUUUACAGUUCUUUAUACUGGUUUUUUUUUUUUUUAUUUUCUGUGUGGUGAAAUCAGUAAAUGGAUUAAAAAUAACACAAAA
Taeniopygia guttata (zebra finch) is the source of this 3734-nucleotide messenger RNA. RefSeq names its product trans-golgi network protein 2 (gene TGOLN2). Gene Ontology annotation, cellular component: endosome; trans-Golgi network; trans-Golgi network transport vesicle. Lineage: Eukaryota; Metazoa; Chordata; Aves; Passeriformes; Estrildidae. The record is from RefSeq and is a predicted model, not a curated record.